This is a messenger RNA of Argentina anserina (silverweed cinquefoil), 1389 nucleotides long. Its product is annotated as mogroside IE synthase-like. NCBI's taxonomy places the organism in Eukaryota, Viridiplantae, Streptophyta, Magnoliopsida, Rosales, Rosaceae. The transcript has 2 exons. The record is from RefSeq and is a predicted model, not a curated record. Gene Ontology annotation, molecular function: quercetin 3-O-glucosyltransferase activity; quercetin 7-O-glucosyltransferase activity. Bases 1 to 1389 code for a protein of 462 amino acids.
AUGGAAGGCAAGAAUGAUGAACAAAGUCACAUCCUUGUUCUCUUUUAUCCAGUUCAAGGUCAUAUGAACCCAAUGCUUCAGUUCUCCAAGCGCCUAGCUGCCAAGGGUCAAAAGGUCACAAUGGUCUCAACAACCCCUGCUAGCAAAACCAUGAAACCAGGUUCCUUCAGACGUAAUCUGAAUAUCGAAAUUAUUUCCGAUGGGUCCGAACAAACUCCGCAAGGGUCGUCUGAAUCUUUGGAGAAAUCUGUACAGCGUUGCGAAACUGAAAUUCCGAAAUCUCUUAAUCAGCUGAUCAAGAACAUCAAGAACAAUAGUGAAGAAAAUGGAAAGUACCCGCUCAAGUUCCUGGUUUACCACUAUAGCAUGCCUUGGGCUUUCAACAUAGCGCGAGAGCAUGGCAUAGAUGCCGGUCCAUUUUAUACAACUCCUGCGUCAGUUAAAACCAUAUGUUACCAGUAUCACAAAGGAAUAUUAAAACUUCCCUUGGAAAACCCUACAACAAAAUUGCCUUCCCUUCCACCAUUACAACUUGAAGAUUUACCAUCUUUUCUCUCAGACCCUAAUACUGACCCAGCUUUCAUUAAACUUGCCAUGCGACAAUUUACAAAUUUGAGCGAAGUAAGAUGGAUCUUCCAUAGCACUUUCGAAAAACUGGAACAUGAGGUACUAGAAUGGAUGGCAAACCAAAACUUACCGGUCAAGGCGAUCGGACCAACAGUUCCGUCAAUGUAUUUGGAUAAUAGGUUGGAGGAUGACAAAGACUACGGUCUUAACCUUUUCGAGCCUAAUGUGGAAAUAUGCAUGAAUUGGUUAGACUCCAAGGAAGCAGGUUCAGUCGUUUAUGCAUCAUUCGGUAGUUUAGCCAACCUGACUCAGGAACAAUUUGAAGAACUAGCAUGGGGUCUAUGUAACAGCAACCACAGCUUCUUAUGGGUAGUCAGAGAAUCAGAAAAGGAAAAGCUCCCCGCUAACUUCGAAGGCCAGAUAGCAGAGAAAGGUCUUGUAGUAACUUGGUGCAAACAACUCCAGGUUUUAUCUCACAAGGCUGUAGGAUGCUUUCUUACUCACUGUGGAUGGAACUCUGCACUUGAAGCUUUGAGCUUAGGAGUACCAAUGGUGGGAAUGCCGCACCAAGCCGAUCAUCCAACUGUUGCGAAAUAUGUCAAGGAUGUGUGGAAAGUAGGAGUUAGGGUAAAGGUGAACGAGGGCUCUGUGAUGAAAGAAGAAAUAAGUGCGUGUAUUAAGAAAGUCAUGGACAAAGACGAAGGGAAGGAGUUUAGAAACGCUGCACUAGUUUGGAAGGAAUUGGCUAGAGAGGCGAUGGAAAUGGGCGGAAGCUCUGAUAAGAACAUUGAGGAAUUUCUGUCCAAAAUCAAGUCAACUUAA